This is a messenger RNA of Carassius carassius (crucian carp), 2308 nucleotides long. RefSeq lists its product as uncharacterized. The transcript is spliced from 10 exons. The record is from RefSeq and is a predicted model, not a curated record. Lineage: Eukaryota; Metazoa; Chordata; Actinopteri; Cypriniformes; Cyprinidae. Gene Ontology annotation, molecular function: protein binding; guanyl-nucleotide exchange factor activity. The coding region runs from base 287 to 2203 and encodes 638 amino acids.
CACUGUCCCGUGAUAAAAGAUCCUGGCGCUAUGAUGGAGAGGAUUAACUGGUUUUAUCUGGGAUUAAAGACGACCCCCGUCUAUGUUUCCUAAUGGCUGUGGUGGGUUAUAUUCAAAGCUUAAGACCUUCUAAAAGCUCUCUCCAUCCGUCGCUUCAGUCGAGAGAGAAGCUCGCUCACAAGUUUGUGCACAAGUACGUUACUCGACCGCUGCAUGACAGAAAUGUUCAUUCUCGUUUUGAAGAAGUAUGCACUGAUAUUUGCAUUUUAAUAAGAAGAAAAUCCAGAUGAAGAUUGUAGAAUUGGACAUGACGUAUGUGGCGGACAAAAUGGAGCGAGUGUCAGUCGAGCAGGACGAGAGGUUUUCUCUGGUUAGUGAAGCUCAGCGUGGAAGAAUAGAUGAAGAACAGCGCGGUUUCUCGGAUCCAACAACAGACCAACAAACUCACAGCUACAGCUCAGAUCCAGAUGCUUUUUUCCAGUUCCUGGUCAAGAGUCAAAGUCAGCGAUUAGACGACCAGCGGGUGGCACUGAGCUCAUUGCCAGGGAUGGAGGCGUUCACCAUCAAAGAUCCGAAAGAUGGAAGUGUACUGAAGACAAACUUUGAUCAGAUUUGCAGCCUGGUCAGCAAAGCUAAUAGUUUCAAGAAACACGACCCUCCAAAAAUGAGCCUGACCCCCGGGGCCCAGGACUCUAUGAGAAGAUCAAGCUACAAUCCUCCAACUGCUGCUGAUACAGACACCUACAACACUCUCACAACCAGAUCAGCCUCAUACAACCCUAUAUCAGACAAGGACAGAAUGGACUAUGAAAGUUUUCAACGUGAUCAGGAUCAGCUGUUGUGUCUAGUUAGUCAAGCACAAAGUAGACGUAUGGAUGAACAACGCUGUUCAAUUAACCCUUUAUCACCUGGACGUAUGGAGAACAGCCAGUCAGGUAAGUGUGUCAUGUGUAAUGACUUAUCAAAGAACAAACCAGUCAGUGCAGUUUCUGUUCCUCUACACCCAGAUCAAGAUGUCGAGAAGUUUUUUAAACUCAUUGCUAGCACUCAAAGCCGGCGGUUCGAUGACCAGCGGGCGACGCUAAACCAGCUGCCAGAGAUCACAUCGCCUCGUGGGAUGACUGCUGCGGAUUCAGAUCACCUCUUCAGCAUGGUCUCCAGAAUUCAGGGCUCUCGGAUAGAUGAUCAGCGAUGCUAUGCUCCCAAUAUCCAGCUGGGGUCUCCUGCCCCCCCUAAGAAGUCUCAAUCUCAACCCAUAUCCCUGUCUGGAUCAGGCUCACCCUCUAAAUCAGCCCAGAGAUCGGAAACAUUCAGCCCUGCCUCCGAGGUACAAAAUUGCAUUGAUCAGGACCAGCUUUUUUCCCUGGUGCAUCAUGCACAGCAACGGCGAAUGGAUGACCAGCGGUGCUCAUUUGAACCCUUUAAAAAGCCGUCCUCCUUGCCAAACACUAGUCAAACAGUGGAAGAUCCUGAGCAGUUUUUCAGACUGGUGGCCAACUGUCAGAGCAGACGACUGGAUGACCAGCGCGUGACACUUAGCUCAUUGCCAGGCAUCCAGAACUGCAGCCCUGGAACCAAGAGAGAGAACAAUAAAACAUUAGCCCCUAAAAUUACCCUGACCCCUGCAUCACCUGCUGCGCCAAAAAAAGUUUGUUCCAGACCUUCCUCUCCCACUUUGAGCAUCAGUGAACCAGAAACACCUGUCGGGCCUCCCCCAAGAUCGGCCUCAUAUCCCCCCGAGAGAUUACUGCAUGAUGAUCUGUCUGUGCAGAUGUCAUUUCAGAUUUCCAUGUGCUUCCCUCCACAUCAGACGCAUGGACCAGAUAACCAGCCAUGUCCAUACCCUGAAAUCUUCCUCACAGUCGGACAACAGGGAGAGGCUAUAGUAAUUCCUCUCAGCCCUACGCCUGGCAGACCGCUUUCUCUCAAUGUGAACCCACCCGGACAGCAUUGCUCCAGGUCUGCGUCUCCUCACAGGUCUCCUGCCAGGCAGGGACACUCGAGACCCUCUUCUCCUCACCCAGGAAACACGGCUAGUCUAAUGGGCCCCUAUGAGGACUACAUCUCUCUGAACCAAAGAGUCUACACCACUCAGAAUAAUGUACGGGACAGAGCAGAGCUGAACAAGGAGGCUAAGAAAGGAAAAGGGAAGAGUGGUGGAAAGAAAGAGAAAAAAGAGGGAAGUAAAGAGAAGAGAAGAUAGGACACUACAUGUGUUUAUUUAUUCUUGUUUCACAUCACCUGGAUGAAUGUCAGUAUUACAAAUAAGCUAAACUUGUUGGUUUUUAGAAAAAGGUUGUUUGCAUCU